Molecule: messenger RNA, 3987 nt
Organism: Malassezia pachydermatis
Lineage: Eukaryota; Fungi; Basidiomycota; Malasseziomycetes; Malasseziales; Malasseziaceae
Product: abc multidrug transporter
Exons: 1
Coding region: 1-3987 (1328 amino acids)
Biological process (GO): transmembrane transport
Cellular component (GO): membrane
Molecular function (GO): ATP hydrolysis activity; ATP binding; ABC-type transporter activity
Source: RefSeq, a predicted model, not a curated record
AUGAGCUACAUCCGGCUCUUCCAAGGCCUCGCGUACACGGAGCUUCUUGUGCUGCUCAUCGGGAUCGUUGCCUCGCUGGCAGCGGGUGUGCCGUUACCGCUUAUUGGCGUCUUGUUUGGACAGAUGGUCAACGGCUUCAAUACCCAGGCGUGCGCGAAUCACGGUCUGACGACGCCCGAUGCCCCGUCGAAAGCGGCGUUCUUGGACGACGUGAGUGAUCACGUCGUGAAAAUCGUCAUUGUAGCCGCUGUCAAUUUUGCGCUGAUCUGGAUCUACGCAAGCUGCUGGUCAUUCCUGGGCGAGCGCAUUGCGCGACGCUUGCGUCAGUGCUACGUACGUGCACUGCUGUCGAAAGACAUGGCGUACUUUGACACACUGCCGCCUGGCGAAAUUAGUACGCGGCUAAGUGAGAACCUAAUUCUCGUCCAAAAUGGUACAAGUGAGAAGAUGGGCAUCUUCUUGUCGUCUCUAUCGUACUUUAUUACGAGCUACGUGAUCUCCUUCUACCUUCUCCCAGCGCUGGCCGGCCAACUGGUCUCGCUCAUCCCGGCGUUUCUGAUUGUGUCCAUGGCUGGCGCGCACUUUGUCGGGAAGUACUCGUCGCGCAUGUCGUCGCAUCUAGGUGAUGCAUCCAGCAUCGCCUCGGAAUCGCUGACCAACCUGCGUGCUGUGCAGGCAUUUGAGAUGCAGCGGCCCUUGGCCAAGCUGUUCAAUAUGCACUUGCACUUGGUCCGCCGCACCGGCCUGUUUCGGGCACUCUCUGCUGCGACCAUGCUGGGCUGCCUAUUUUUCGUGGCGUACUCGGCGAAUGCCCUUGCCUUUUACUCGGGCAGUCGCAUGGUCACAGAGCGCAUGGAUGGCGAGGGCGGGGCAUCGGAUACGGUCGGAUCGGUGUACACUGUGAUUUUCCUGCUGCUCGAUGCCUCGUUUGUCGUGGGCCAAAUUGCACCGUACAUGCAGUCGUUUUCCGCUGCAGGCGGAGCUGGCUCGCAAUUGCUCGAGACUGUCCAGCAAACAUCGCCGAUCGAUCCCUUUUCGGGAGACGGCCUGCGUCCGUGCGAUUCUGAUGCGCCGCUAGGCUUUCGACUUCGUGGCGUCAGCCUGGCGUACCCUGCACGCCCCAACGCACGUGUGCUGGACCACUUGGACUUGGACCUGGAGCCGGGGCAGCGCAUUGGCCUGUGUGGGUUCAGUGGAAGUGGCAAGAGUACGGUGGUAUCGCUGCUGCUUCGCCUGUAUGAGCCGAGCGAAGGCAGUGUCACGUUGUUCGAUGGAACGUCGCUGCGUGACGUGUCCGUAAGCUGGCUUCGUGCGCAGGUCGGGCUGGUCGGCCAAGAGCCUGUGUUGUUCGACUGCACGGUCCUUGAGAGCAUUGCCCAUGGCUUGCUUGGCAGUCCCGCGCAUGCCCAUUUGCAUGAAGCCCUUCGUUGGCUGUCGCGGUACUCGUUUGAUCAUACGACAAUGCCAGCUACGUGGCACGCCGAGGCCCCGAGCGAGAUCCACGAAGCGCUGACCGACGUGCAAAAAGCGUGUGAAGAAGCAGCGCACAUGGCCUACGCCCACGACUUUAUUGCGGCGCUACCGCAGGGCUACUUGACCCGCGUAGGCGACGCUGGCCGGUCGUUGUCAGGGGGCCAGAAGCAGCGUAUUGCCCUGGCCCGUGCCAUUGUGAAAAAGCCCCGCGUCCUGAUCCUUGACGAGGCGACCGCCGCGCUGGACUCGCAGAGCGAAAAGGUGGUGCAGGCAGCCUUUGAUCGCGUCUCGGAAGGCCGUACGACGAUUGCUAUUGCACAUCGUUUGUCGACGAUCAAGAACUACGAUAAGAUCGUGGUCAUGGCGCAUGGCCAAGUCAUGGAGCAGGGCACACAUGACGAGCUCAUGGAGGCGAAGAGCCACUAUGCGCGCUUGGUCUAUGCACAGACCGACUCCACGCCAGACGACUCGCCGUCGUUGCCAGCCGUGGAGCCGUCCAAGGCGCCGACGUCGAUGAAUGAGGAAGAGCCUAUGCAUGGCAUGUCUAUGCCGAUGCCCGCACAGCCGGUGGUCGCACCGACGACUAUAACCGACGUGGAGCACGCUCAUGCAGUUACGCCGAGAAAGCAUGCGAACGUAUCGUACACACGCUCGCUUCUGCGUCUUAUGCGCUGGGCAUUGGUCAAGUGGCCGUAUGCGUUGCUGGGCCUGGCGGCGUCGGCCAUCAUUGGCGGUGCGUACUCGGGCGAGGCGGUGCUGUUCGGCCAUGUGAUUGAGGCGCUGAAUCCGUGCAAGACACCGAGCCGCAUUGAGCAGCAGUCCGACAUGUUUGCGCUGUUCUUCUUUGUGCUUGCGCUGAUUGAGUUGGCAUCGUACUUUGUGAGUGGCGCGUCGUUUGGGUUCGUUUCGGAAUGGCUGCUCUUGCGUAUUCGUAAAUUGGUGUUCCAGGUCUUGGUCUCGCAGCCACUGGCAUGGUACGAGUCGGAAAAGACUACGCCUUCGGUGAUGAUUGCCAACCUCAGUGCAGAUACGAGCAACCUUGGCGGGCUCACAGGCACGGUGAUUGGCACGAUUUUCAGUAUCUUGGUCAACUUUGUGGCGGGCAUCACCUUGGCACACAUUGUAGCGUGGCGUAUUGCUGUGGUGAUUCUGUCCAUGGUACCCAUUUUGAUUUUGGCCGGGUACAUGCGCCUUAAAGUGAUUGCUGAUUUUCAAAAGCGGCAUGAGACCGCGUACGCACGAUCGACGUCGGUCGCUGUCGAAGCUGCGUCGUCGAUGCGGACCAUCGCAGCGCUCAGUCGUGAGCGCGAUGUGCUGCAGCUUUUUGAGUACAGCUUGGAGAAACCGUAUCGCGAAAGCUUGGGGCAUUUGGUGCUGGGCAAUUUGUUCUUAGCCAUUUCCCUGAGCAUUUCGUACUUUAUUUACGGCUUUGCGUACUGGUGGGGCUCGAAGAACGUGGCGGAGGAACGAUACUCGCAAGUCGCCUUCUUCACAGUGCUCCCUGCUCUGCUGUUCUCUGCACAGUCCUCCGGGCAGCUGCUAGCCUUUGCGCCGGACUUUACCAAGGCCCAAGUAUCGGCCUCCAACAUUUUCUCGCUCCUGGACCGAGCGCACACCAAGGUGGAUGCCCGCAUACGCCGCGCUCGUCCAGCGCGUACGUACGACGAAGAGGCCAAAGCGACGACCAUGCCUCUGGGCGACGGCGGGCCCCUUUCCGUGUCGUUUGAGCAUGUCAGCUUUACCUACCCUGGCCGCGAUAUACCCGCACUUCAAGACAUUCAUCUGGACAUCCCGGCUGGAUGCUUUGCCGCAUUCAUUGGCGCGAGUGGGUCUGGCAAAUCCACGGCCAUGAGCCUUAUUGAAAACUUUUACGCCCCGACGCAGGGCGUCGUGCGUGUGAAUGGAUGCAGCACAACCUCGACACCUACGCAUGUACUGCGCGAACACAUGGCCAUCGUGCCGCAGGAAGCUAUGCUCUUUCGUGGCAGCAUUCAAUUCAACGUCGCCUUGGGUCUGCUCGAUCCACUGAGUGUGCCUGCUGUGGCCGAGGAGACACAACCUGGCGCAUUCACCGAGAAACCAAGCGAAACCGCAGAUGGGCGUAUCACCGAGGCAUGUGAGGCUGCGCACUUGCACACCGCCAUCCAAGCGAUGCCCGAUGGCUAUCGUACCGACAUUGGCGCGAGUGGCAGUCAGCUCAGUGGAGGGCAGAAACAGCGGUUGGCCAUCGCGCGUGCGCUGAUUCGCAGGCCGCAUUUGCUUCUGCUGGACGAGUCCACGUCGGCGAUGGAUGCAUCAAGUGAGCAGGCUUUCCAGGAUACGCUGAAUGCAUUGUACCAGUCGCGUCAAUGUACGAUCAUUGCCAUUGCCCAUCGCAUGCGCACGAUUCGGUCGGCCGACAUGAUUUUCCUCUUUGAUCAGGGACGUGUCAUCGCUCGAGGGACGCACAAUGAGCUCCUAGCUGCGUCGCCACAGUACCAGGCCAUGAUUGCACAUCAGUCUCUUGACUCGUAG